CCCACUUUGUAGAUGAUGAUGAUGCAUGGUACUCCUUGGCCAUUCCUUGUACGUCAGAUACCACCAAUUAAAAAAAUUCAGGAAACUUACUGGGAAUUAGUUGUAAAAAUGGAAGCUGAAUCAGAAGGUGUACAGAAAUCUGAUAAAACAUCUGGCAAGAAGCCAAGAAGAAGAAUGAAAGCAACUUUCACAAAGAUCAGGGAACAGAUGGAGUUUUACUUCAGUGAUUCCAAUCUACACAAGGACAGAUUCCUGAAGAAAUCCAUAGAUGAAACAUCUGACGGUUAUAUAGCUCUUGAUGUUUUCCUGACAUUCAACAAGAUAAAGAGGUUGACAGGCAAGGUGGAAGUGGUAGCAGAUGCUCUACACCAAAAAUCAAACUUUCUACAGUUAAACCCAGAGAAGACACAUGUUAAGAGAGUAACACCGUAUAAAGAGCCUGAGAAUGUGGAUGAAAGGACUGUCUAUGUGGAGUGUAUUCCACAUCAUGCUGACCAUGAGUGGGUGAAGAAGUUGUUCUCUGCAUGUGGCAAGGUGGCAUACAUCAGUUUACCAAGAUAUCCUAGCACUGGUGACCCUAAAGGGUUUGGAUUUGUUGAGUUUGAGACCUUAGAAGGGGCGCAGGCUGCAUGUCAGGAGCUUAACAAUCCACCUGCUGAUUUUUCUCACAAAGCAGGAAUGUUUCCUAAAUCUAGCCAUCAGAUGGAUGCAAUAAGAAAAAAGUUGCCGGAAGAACAAGUAAAACAGACAGAAGAAAAAGCAAAAGAUCUGAUUUCAACUGGUAAUGAAGAACAUGUUAAUACUGUUGGUGAACCCGAAACUGUAGAAGACUCUGAAAAGACCAAAGAUAAAGAAACAAAGUCCAACAAAAGACGUAGAACAAACAGUGGCAGUGAUAGUGCAGCUAAUGCAGAUUCUAGUCCUACUAAACGUAGGAAAUCUGAUGUAACUUUUGAAGUUCCUUCAGAUGAUUCAAAGCUUACCGAUGACAAAACUGCAGGUGGCAAGAAGAAAUCUCGUAAAAGGAAAAGUAGGUCAAAAACGGUUGAUUCUGAGGAGUCUAAAGGUGAAAGUGAUUUAGAUAAAAGUGGAGACAUUAUUCCGGAAAAGAAACAAAAAUUAGAUGAGAAAAGUGUCAAUGGAGUACAUGAGAAAACAGAAAGGAAGACUGAAAAUAGUGCAAAAGAAAGUGAACAACGUAAUAAGGAAAAUACAUCACACAAAAGGAAGAGGUUUAGACGUAAGAAAGACAAGAAGGAGAAAGAAUUCCCUGAACUCAGAGUGCUUCCCAAAAAAGAAUGGUUAGAGCUAAGAGAUGAAUACUUGAAGUUACAGAAAACAAGUAUGGCACUUCUGAAGAAGACAUUGGGAGAAUAUACGGACCAUAGCAAGAAAGAUGAUGUUAAGAAGUCAGAAAGGAAGGAGAUAGAGUUUAAACCUGAUGUUGUUGUUAAAGUUUCAUCUGAUAAUCCAAUGAAGAGAAAAAACCUCAAGACUGGUCUUGGAGAGGGAUACAAGAUAGCUUAUAUAGAUGUAAAAGAUGAUCAGACUGAGGGAUAUAUAAGAUGUGAACUUGCUGAGUCAGCUAAACAGAUCUGUGCAGCUACCGUGCCCGGAUAUACAUUUAGUGCUGUUACAGGAGAAGAGGAGAAGAUAUACUGGGAUAAACUUAAACUAGACAGAGAAACCAAGUUUAAUACAAAAUGCCGACACAAAAAACGAGGACAUGAGAAGUGGACAGAGAAAGCCCAGAAAGCCAGUAUUGAGAAUGUUGAUAAAAGACACAUCAUUUUUGAAGAUGAAUGAACAUAUCUGAGACAGUUGCUUUACAUUUAGUAGCACAGUGUGUCUUCAUCAACAGUGUAGCAAAGGAUCAUGUCUGUUUGGAUACAUUGUAUUAUACAGACUUGCUGCAUAAAGUUGUUUCAGUCUGUCUGUACAUCAGGAAAGCAGGAUGUUUAAGUUGUACAAAAAUGUGUUGGCAAUGCUACAGCGAAGAGUUAUUGUUUGUGUUUUACCUGCAGCUGUGUAAAAAUUUACAGUAAUGUUGAAGAGGAGUGAAAAUUAUGAACACUUUCAGUUUUUGCAGAAAAUAAAUAAUAUAUUUAAAAUA
This is a messenger RNA of Mercenaria mercenaria, 2113 nucleotides long. RefSeq names its product la-related protein 7-like. The transcript is spliced from 13 exons. Gene Ontology annotation, molecular function: mRNA binding. The coding region runs from base 13 to 1806 and encodes 597 amino acids. The record is from RefSeq and is a predicted model, not a curated record. NCBI's taxonomy places the organism in Eukaryota, Metazoa, Mollusca, Bivalvia, Venerida, Veneridae. Gene Ontology annotation, biological process: RNA processing. Gene Ontology annotation, cellular component: nucleus.